AUGCCCAUCCAAUCUCCUCCAUCAGAACAGCGAUCUCAUUCCGAUGAAGCGACACGCCCUCAAGACGCUUGUGACCCCUCUCACCCACACGGGCCCUCUUUCCAGAACCCCACGAAGAUAGGCAAAUUCCGAUCAAAAGCCAAAAAGCAUCAUCUCAAGCUCCUUGGUCCAGUCAAAGUCAGCCCCACUACUACACCAUCUACUACAUCAUCCACGGAAAUCCCAUUCCUCCUUCGUCUUCCGGGAGAAAUUCGCAAUCUCAUCUACUCUUACGCUCUAACUUCGCCUACCUCGUCACUCAUCUACAACGCAUCGGAAAUGCGUUUCCCACUUCAUGACAUCGGAUUCGGUCUCAUGUCAUCGUGCCAUGCGUUGGCGCUUGAGACACAGUAUCAGCAUUUUAAGCUGAAUAGAUUGGUUUUCGUAGUCAACCAAGGCACUAUUGGGAAUAUUUGGGACUAUAUUACUGUCAUGAAGAACCUGGGCCGGCUAGCUGAUGCAAAGGGUUGGGCGAUACACGUGGAGUUCAGAUUCUCAGAUGCAAGCAUAAUUUUGCGAGUUAGAUCAUCUAGCGUGGAUUUACAGGAGUAUGUUCGUGUUAUUCCAUAG
This is a messenger RNA of Bipolaris victoriae FI3, 609 nucleotides long. RefSeq lists its product as hypothetical. The coding region runs from base 1 to 609 and encodes 202 amino acids. The record is from RefSeq and is a predicted model, not a curated record. Lineage: Eukaryota; Fungi; Ascomycota; Dothideomycetes; Pleosporales; Pleosporaceae. The transcript has a single exon.